AUGCCACAGAAAUCGGGGGAACACAUCGUGAUAUUAAAGUUGUUCCUUAGGUACGCGUUGAUUCCGGAGAUUGGUAUCGUCUCUCCGUCAAUCUGUGUCUACCCUACGAAAGUUUCGGGCAAGGUCGACCGAAUGCUGAUCAAAGAGUAUGGCAGACUUCGACCCUGUCCGGGAAACUUGCGUCGCCUUGGGGGGCUCACCAUAAGCUUUGAUAUCUCGUAUACCUCUGGAAAUCUUUCGAAUGACAGAAGUAAUAUACCUUCGUCUCCCCUUCAUCAACCUCAGGCUGCCGCUUUUUCUACCCCCCCGAACGCGGAAAAGGACCGCUUUCGCACUAUCUAUAUCGGACACAAGCAUAACAUGGUUGCGCGAUUCGUCGACAUAACCAAUGCUUCUCCAAACCUCCUAUCGUGUAUCACACCAACAUGCAGAUUCACGAGACCACUACUUGCUUAUCAUUUCGGUCCUCUACUCCCGUCAAUGAUCAAAUUGACUUCAUUGAGCAUUCGCGAAUGGAAACGAGGGUAG
Molecule: messenger RNA, 528 nt
Organism: Guyanagaster necrorhizus
Lineage: Eukaryota; Fungi; Basidiomycota; Agaricomycetes; Agaricales; Physalacriaceae
Exons: 3
Coding region: 1-528 (175 amino acids)
Source: RefSeq, a predicted model, not a curated record